AUGGGGGCCAGCACAGACGGACCUUCUACGUUGGCAGCGGGCCGACAGGAGAAGUUCAAGAAGCAUAUGCAUCCACGACAGCAGCAGCAGCAACAGCAGCAGGGGCAGAAGAAGCACCAGCAGCAGAAGCGGCACAAGCAGCACAAGCAGCCUAAGAAAUGGAAACAGCAACAGCAGCAUAUAGAUGCAGCAGCAGCAGCUAGUGACGACGAAGAAGAAUAUGCAGCAGCAGCAGCAGCAACAGCAGCAACUGCAGCAGCAGCAGCAGAUGAAGAUGAUGAUACCCAAUCUACAGAGGAUAUGUAUGACGCUGAAGAGAGUGAAUCAGCAGCAGAAGAAGAAGAAGCAGCAGCAGCAGCAGCAGAAACAGCAUCAGCAGCAGCAGCAGAAGGAGAAGAGGGAGGAGUACCGUGUGACCCCUUAUCUGAAGCAGCAUCAUUAGCAGCAGAAGAAUCUGCUGCAGCAUCAGCAGCAAGAGGAGAAUCAGCAGCAGGAGGAGGAGCAGCAGCAGCAGCAGGAGAUAUAUUUGCUAUAGAUAGUUACUCUAAAUGGUAUUUCUUACAUAUUCGACUACGACGCUCUCUAAUUCAUCAUAAAUUCAAAUUUCCAACAAAAAUUCAACUCUUAGCAAUUCCUACUCUUCUUCAUGGUCAUGAUACUCUUAUACAGUGUCCUACUGGAUUAGGGAAGACAUUAUGUUUAGCUAUACCAUUAGUGCAGCGCGUGCUGCGCCUAUCGCAGCAGCAGCGGCUGCAGCGGCAAGACGGCACAAGAGGGAUAGUCUUGCUGCCUACAAGAGAAUUAACUAUACAGGCUACGCAAAUAUUCUCUAAAAUUACACAAUUAUUUCCUUGGCUUACUGUAUCCGCUAUUGUUGGUGGAGAGAAUCAUCGUAUAUUAGAUCUAGGGUUUGAGGCUAAAUUGAGGUGUAUAUACACCGCAUGCAUGCAAAAAAUACAAGAAGAAACAGAAAUACGCAAAAUUAAAGAACAAGCAAGAGAGGAAUGGAACCAGGAGCAGCAGCAACUGCAGCAGCAGCAGCAGCAACAAGAAGGAGGAGAAGGAGAAGAAGGAGGAGAGGAAGGUAUGCAGCAGGUAGACAGUGAUGACGAGCAGCAGCAACUACAGGCAUUACGUCAUAAGGAGACUCUACACGAACAAUACGGCAGCAGCAGCAGCAGCAGCAGCAGCAGCAGCAGCAGCAGGGAGGCCCCCUUCCAAGUAGCCAUGGCCUCCGCUACAUUAACACCAGCAGUAAAGAGACUAGCCAACUUUUGUCUCCGUAAGGAUCCUCAAUGGGUCUCCUUGUCCCUUUAUCCUGUUGCUGCUGCUCGUAUGGCGGAGGUGCAGCAGCAGCAGCAGCGUAUUCUUAAGCAGCACCAGCAGGAGGAGGAGGAGGAGGAGGAGCAGCAGCAGCAGCAGGAGCAGCAGGAAAUAGAUGAGGAAGAAAAGGAAAGAAGAGAACUGCAGCACGACGAACCUCUUACGGAUAAACAAAGAGAUAAAAUGAUUAAACGUCUUUGCUGCUGCAGCAUGCCUGCUGCUGCUGCUGCUGCUGAUGGCAGCAGCAGCAGCAGCAGCGAGACAGGGAAGCCACCUGUCUUUGAUGUCCCUCCACAGCUGCAGCAAUUCUGUUUAGUAGUAGAGCCACGGCUGCGUCUGCUGCUGCUGCUGUCCUGUCUCCUUGCUGCAGAGGAGAGCAACAAGAAGCUAGUUGUAUUUGUCUCCUCUUGUGAUCAUGUUGAGUUCCUCUAUCUGCUGCUGCUGCGGCUGCGGUGGCCGCUGCUGCUGCAGCACGACAGACAGAAGCGUCAGCGUAUGCUGCAGCAGCAGCAACUUAUGCAUAAAUUAAAAGUGCAGCAGCAGGAGCAGCAGCAGCAGCUGCAGCGAAUAGCAGACAACAUAAAACAGCAUAAAAAGAAUACCCGCAAGGCGCACUUCCCAUCAGCAGCAGCAGCGACAGCAGCAGCAGCAGCAGCAGCAGACGAUGAUGAUGAUGAUGAGGACCCAACACAGGACCCUCUUGCUGAUGACGAUCUAGCUGACGAGGCCCCCGGCCUGUGGGGCCCCUUCGUGCUGCAGCGCCUAGAGAUAUUUAAAUUACAUGGUAGUAUGAAUAGAGAUGACAGACUUGGGUGUAUGGAUGAAUUCACAAAACUUAGCGGAGAAGGAGCGGUACUCUUAGCAACAGAUGUUGCAGCUAGAGGUCUAAACCUCCCCGAGGUUGACUGGAUAAUUCAAUUUGAACCACCGCAGCAACUUGAGGAGUACAUACACCGCAUUGGUCAAUAUAUGGAUUAUUUAACCUCUCGGGGUCUUAAACUAAAAGAAUUGUCCUGCGAGAGGAUGUGCACCUCUCUGCUGCAGCGUGCUCCCCCUAAUGUAGGCCUAGGGGAGGGGAGGCGCAGCAACAAGAACAGCAGCAGCAGCAACAACAACAGCAACAACAAUAAUAGCAGCAGCAACAACAGCGGCAGCUUGAGCCCGCAGCAAGAGGCCUCCCUGCGCUUUUUAGUUCGCCAAUUCUGCGAAUAUGUUGCACCAAGGCAGCGACUAAUUGAGGCAGCAAGGAGAGCUUUCCUCUCCUCCGUCAGGGCAUAUAAGACACAUAGUAAAGAAUUACGCAGUAUAUUUGAUUCAGCAAAGUUGCCUCUUGGUCGUCUUGCUGCUUCCUUCUGUAUAAAUGAGACUCCUAAGGAAAUAGCUGGAUACGUGCGUCGUAACCCGCAGCAGCAGCAGCAGCAGCAGCAUAAGCAUAAGCAGCAGCAGCAGCAGCAGCAGCAGCAGCAUAAGAGGAAACGAAUCGAUGAGUUCGAACGGGAGGGAAAUACUAACAACUACAGCAGCAGCAGCAACGGGAACCACAAACAGCAAAAGCAGCAGCAGCAGCAGCAGCCUAAGCCAAAGCGCCAUAGACUGCAGCAGCCGCAGCAGCACAACCAACAGCAGCACCAGAUCGAGGUAGUACCCAGCAGCAGCAGCGGUAGCAGCAGCAGCAGCAGCAGCAGUGCAACAUCACGUGCUGUUAAGUUGCUGCAGGCACGUGGCGAACUCCUUAAAUCCAGCAGCAGCAGCAGCAGCAGCAAGAAGAGCAGCAAAAAGGGGAGAGCAAACUAG
Messenger RNA from Eimeria maxima, 3117 nucleotides. Its product is annotated as ATP-dependent RNA helicase, putative. The coding region runs from base 1 to 3117 and encodes 1038 amino acids. The transcript has 8 exons. NCBI's taxonomy places the organism in Eukaryota, Apicomplexa, Conoidasida, Eucoccidiorida, Eimeriidae. The record is from RefSeq and is a predicted model, not a curated record. Gene Ontology annotation, molecular function: ATP binding; nucleic acid binding.